Fusarium mangiferae is the source of this 1662-nucleotide messenger RNA. RefSeq lists its product as uncharacterized. Bases 1 to 1662 code for a protein of 553 amino acids. Lineage: Eukaryota; Fungi; Ascomycota; Sordariomycetes; Hypocreales; Nectriaceae. The record is from RefSeq and is a predicted model, not a curated record. The transcript has 2 exons.
AUGGUACCCAGCAAGAAGCGAUGCGAAACAUGCAACAAGUACUUCAAUACCCAUUCAUGGUCCAAACACACUCAGAAAUGUCGGAGAUGCAAUAUAUGCAACGAUUUCUGCAGUGCCAAAAAGUCCCUGUUCAACGCUCAUCAAGCGCUCUGUGGCAGAGAUAUCGGGAGGGGAAAGCAUCCUUGCCGAAAGUGCGGACAAGCCUUUAAAAGAAGAUGCAAUCGUGACAGACACGAGAAAAUAUGUCUUCCCUGUAAAGACUGCGGUGAGUGGGUAACGCCCGGUCCGACGAGUAGGGCAAUCUAUCGCAUCAAUUGCCAGUCUAGGCUUCCACGCCAGAGUUCCGAGUCGCAGCCUCUCAAUCAACUUGAGGCCCAGGCCCAAUCCCAGGGGCAAAUUUACUCUCAGAUUGUACCUCCAGUGCCGGCUCCAGCUGGCGAUCUUAUCCAAUCUUAUAGAUCUAAGGCUGAGGAUGCUGUUUCACGUAUGAUGGCAAUGAUCGAUGCCAGAAAGAAUGCGAAAUCUGGUACACGCGAAAGCGAGGAUUACAAGAGCUUGCAUAAGUACUGUAGAGGAGUUAGUGUUGGGCGGACCAUGUCUGCUUCAGAUUACAUGGAUCUUAGUCAAAGCACAAAGCCUCAGGAUAGCAUUAUCGUAUGUACUAUGGCUGAGGCGACCGAGAUCUUCAUAAAAGGGCCACCGACUAUACCCGUUCUUAUAGUCGGGACACCUAAUCCUCGGCCCCUGAGAAUCGACACCUUUCUGGCUUGGUUAACAUGCCGAGAUACAUUACAUGUGCAUGACUUCCACCGUCCAUCCGCAAAAGGCCGUGCUCCAAUUGCUCUACCUUCCAAAGACGCCAAGGCACUGUUAGAAGCGCGUGAUAAAGUAUCGGGUCCGGCCCUGAACUUUCUCAACCUCAGAGGGACGAAGGACGAUGCCGGGCCAGAGUGUAUCAAGAACAUGUACGACUACAAGUGCAUUGAACUCUCAUAUGCCGACAACGGGAAGAUUGAAGCGGAGGUUUCCGUCGGGGAUCUUGAUGACUCAACUCGGUUUCAGCUCCUGGCUUCAACUGGAGCUAUUCAUUUGCCCCAUAUUGAUAGACACGGGGUGUUCACGACUGUGCUGAACGAACAAGGGGAGAAAGUCUGGUUGAUCUGGCCGAAUCUGGGGUUCGAAGUGUUAAAGAACUGGGAUGAAGAGAACAAACUGCCGACUGCCCCUAUCGCCAUCCAUAUUGAAGAGGGCUCCUAUUUGAUCCAACCUCCGAGCACACUCCACGCCCCAGUGACUAUGAAGACCUGUCUGAUGACAGGCACUAUGCACUGGUACUCGGGCCACCUACUUGAUAUCACCCAGGCUACCUGUAUAAUAAACGAGGAUGAGAAGAUCACCAAUGAAGAUAUCUCGGAUCAGUUCAUCCCGAAAAUGGCAAAGCUCCUCAAGCUAUGGAGGGAGAACAAGGCGCCCUGCUCGUGGCCUCCGCUUGACCGAUACGCAGAGGCUAUGACUGCUCUUGAUAAUCUUCGAGAGGGGUGCAGUUGCAAGGCCAGAAACGUUCUCUGUGGAAGCACUUCGUCGUGCAAAUGCAGGAAGCUAGGUUUACCUUGCUUCUCCCAGUGCCAUGUUAACAGAAGGGAUUGUGAUAACCUGAUUUAG